CGAGCUGGCGCAGCGCCAGGCCUUCAUAGAGACGCGCCAGUGCGUCGAGGCGAGGCUCAACACGCAGCGAGAGAACCAGCAGCAGGAGCGGCUGCUGCUGUCGGUUCUGCCCCGCCACGUUGCCAUGGAGAUGAAGGCAGACAUCGCGGGAAAACCCAAGGACUCCAUGUUCCACAAGAUCUACAUCCAGCGGCAUGAGAACGUCAGCAUCCUGUUCGCCGACAUUUGCGGUUUCACAAGCCUCUCAGACCAGUGCACGGCCGAAGAGUUGGUACGCCUGCUCAACGAGCUCUUCGCGAGGUUCGACCGUCUGGCGGCGGAGCACCACUGCCUGCGCAUCAAGCUGCUGGGGGACUGCUACUACUGCGUGUCCGGCCUGCCAGAGCCCCGGCCCGACCACGCCCACUGCUGCGUCGAGAUGGGCCUCGACAUGAUCGACGCCAUCGCGCUGGUGCGCGAGGUGAUGGGCGUGAACGUGAACAUGCGCGUCGGCAUCCACACGGGCCGCGUGCACUGCGGCGUGCUGGGCCUGCGCAAGUGGCAGUUCGACGUCUGGUCCAACGACGUCACGCUGGCCAACUACAUGGAGAGCGGCGGCCUGCCGGGACGCGUGCACGUGACCAGCGAGACGCUGCGCUGCCUGGGCGGCGACUACGCGGUGGAGGCGGGCCACGGCGGCGACCGGAACGCCUACCUGCGCGACCACAACAUCGAGACCUUCCUCAUCGUGCCGCAGAAAAAUCGUAGAUCACAAGUAAAACGGCCGAACCACACGUUCUCGAUGAACGGCAGCGUGUCGAAGGAGAUGCGGAUGAUGGGUCACGGGUCACAGUCCGGCAAGUACUCAAAGCUGGGCUACGGGGAGAGCCUGGAGGAGAAGGACCCUGAGGACGAGGUCAACGAGUACCUGAUGCGGGCCAUCGACGCGCGCAGCAUAGACCGCCUGCGCGCCGAGCACUGCAAGAGUCUGCUGCUCACCUUCCGCAAGGCCGACAUAGAGGAGAAGUACUCCAAGGAGGGCGAUCGCAUGAUGUCGACCUACUUCUUCAGCUCCUUCUUCAUCUUUCUGUCCAUCAUGCUGGUCGAGCUCAUCAUCAUGCCACACUCAAUACCGAUGUACGUCUGCAUGGCCAUUGGGGUCAUUGUCCUGGUGGCUGUCAACUACAUAAUCAUAGUCGACGGUUCUAAGUCCGCGCCGGGCCCCAUCCGCAGGCUGUCAGAGAAGGUGUUCCAGGACCGUGCGGCGGCGCAGCUGCUGGCGGCCGUCUCGCUAGCUGCUACUACGCUGGUGGCGCUCUCCCCCCUGUUCGUGCGGCUGGAGCCGUGCCACCACCCGCGGCUGGACCAAUGGGCCUCCCCCAACACGUCGCGCUCCAGCGUGGCGGCGCUUGAGAGGCUCAGGCUCCAGGAGGAGGCGGGCUGCCAGGAGGCCUACGUGUUCGACUUCCUGACGCUGUGCGUGAUGAUGGCGAUGGUGAUGUGCGCCGUCUACCAGAUCCUCAUCAGCCUGGCCAAGCUGCUGGUGCUCUCGUGCAUCUGCUUUGGCUACCUCGGUCUGCUGACACUCCAUGCCAGCACGCGGACGCGGCCGGACGACGAGCUGCCUUCGCGCUACCUGCUGGUGGUGGUGCUGCUGGGCUGCCUGGCGGCGCUGGUGAUCCACGCGCAGCAGACCGAGGCCACCUACCGGCUGGACUUCCUCUGGAAGCUGCAGGCCACAGAGGAGAAGGAGGACGUGGAGCACCUGCAGGCAUACAACCGGAAGCUGCUGGCCAACAUACUUCCGGUGCACGUGGCGCAGCACUUCCUGCGCGGCGACAAGAACUCCGUCGACGUGAGUGUCAGCGCGGCUGCGGCGGCUGACCUGUACCACGAGCAGUGCGAGUCGGUGUGCGUCAUGUUCGCCACCAUCCCCAACUUCUCCGAGUUCUACGUCGAGCUCGAGGCGAACAACGAGGGCGUCGAGUGCCUGCGACUCCUCAACGAGAUCAUCGCCGACUUCGACGAGCUGCUGUCCGAGGAGCGCUUCCAGUGCGUCGAGAAGAUCAAGACCACCGGCGCCACCUACAUGGCCGCCUCAGGGCUUACGAAGAGCAUGUGCGACCUGAAGGGCUACCGGCACGUUUCGGCCAUGGCGGACUACGCCCUCAGGAUCCGAGAGCAGCUCGCGUACGUCAACGAACACUCCUUCAACAACUUCCGCAUCCGUAUCGGCAUCAACAUCGGCCCGGUGGUUGCUGGAGUAAUCGGAGCCCGCAAGCCCCAAUACGACAUCUGGGGGAACGCCGUGAACGUGGCCAGCCGCAUGGACUCCACAGGCGUGCUCGACAAGAUACAGGUCACGCAGGAGAUGUACCACAUACUGCACGCCAAGGGCUACCCACUCACCUGCCGCGGCACCAUCAAGGUUAAGGGCAAGGGCGAGAUGGUCACCUACUUCCUCAAUGGGUACGCCACCACGCCGGCGCCGUCGACGCCAGCGUCAUCAGAGCCGCCGCCGGCGCCCAGUGGUGACGGUAACAGCGGUGGAGUGUCCGAGAGCUAGUUUCGGCUAUCCCAGAAGUAACAGUGACACCUGAAUGUCUUCCUGGCAAGAUACUGCAAGAGACCUAAUGAAAAUCUCUUUGCAACUUUUAUGAGCUAUGAACACAACUCUGUGAUGGAAUUUUAUCCUUUAUCCUGAACUUUACUGUAAUAAGAACAACAGGAAGCAUGUUUGCAAUGAAAAGUAUUUCU
Molecule: messenger RNA, 2736 nt
Organism: Schistocerca americana (American grasshopper)
Lineage: Eukaryota; Metazoa; Arthropoda; Insecta; Orthoptera; Acrididae
Product: adenylate cyclase type 5-like
Exons: 21
Coding region: 125-2545 (806 amino acids)
Biological process (GO): adenylate cyclase-activating G protein-coupled receptor signaling pathway; adenylate cyclase-inhibiting G protein-coupled receptor signaling pathway; intracellular signal transduction
Cellular component (GO): plasma membrane
Molecular function (GO): adenylate cyclase activity
Source: RefSeq, a predicted model, not a curated record